AAAAAAAAAAAAAAACGCCUAUGGAGGAGGAGUUAAAGCUUGAGAGAGACUAACGAAGAGAGAAGAUACUACUCCUUCCUUCCUUCCUUCCUUCCUUCCUUCUUCCGGCAAGUUCUCUGAAGAGCUUGAGAAGAGAAGUUGUGAUUUCUUAACUCUUUUGACCCACCCGCCCAUUCAUUGAUCCACCCCAUCAAUCGUUGCGUUCUAUUUCUCCAUAUCUCUCUCUGUCUUCGCCGCAAUUUUCUCGCUUCCUGACAAAAAAAACAAUACAAAAUUUUCUUCUUCUCCACUCUCUCUUUCUCUCUCGAUUAGGGUUCUUCUUCUUCUGGAGAUAAGAGUGAGAUUUUGAUUUACCGCAAAAAUCGAAUGUGUUGCUGCUGAUUUUUGGUUCUCUAUUAUUGGGCGUGAGACGGCGUUCGUUUAUGGAUCUGACUGGAGGAUUUGGAGCUAGAUCCGGCGGCGGUGGUGGACCUUACCGGGAACCAAUAGGCCUUGAAUCGCUUCAUCUCGGCGACGAGUUUCGGCAACUUGCGACUACGACGUUAACUCCUGAUAACGCCGGUGGUUCUUUCACGGCUUUGCUUGAGCUUCCUCCUACACAAGCUGUGGAGCUUCUCCAUUUCACUGAUUCCUCCUCUUCUUCUCAAGCCGCCGCCGCCACGACAGGGAUCGGUGGUGGAGAUAUUAUUAUUACUCCUCCUCCUCCUCCGCCGCCGCCGCUUCACUCUUUCGGUGGGACGACAUUGACUUUUCCUUCUAACUCAGCUCUCAUGGAGCGAGCUGCUCGUUUCUCUGUGAUUGCCACUGAGCAACAACAGAACAACGGUAAUAAUAAUAAUGAGACUCCCACGAGCUCUGUACCUUCCAAUUCCAGCGAUAGAGUCAAGACCGAGCCUCCUGAGACUGAUUCAACUAUGGAGAAUCAAUCCCUUUGCCCUAAUCAGACUAAUCGAUCUGGCAAGAGGAAAGAUUUCGACAAGAAGGUUAAAAGCUCGACGAAGAAGAACAAAAUCUCAGAAGAGACCGAGAAGCUACCGUAUGUUCACGUUAGAGCUCGCCGUGGUCAAGCAACCGAUAGCCAUAGCUUAGCAGAACGAGCAAGAAGGGAGAAGAUAAAUGCACGAAUGAAGCUGCUACAGGAACUGGUCCCAGGCUGUGAUAAGAUUCAAGGUACCGCGCUGGUGCUGGAUGAAAUCAUUAACCAUGUCCAGUCAUUACAACGUCAAGUGGAGAUGCUAUCAAUGAGACUUGCUGCCGUAAACCCAAGAAUCGACUUCAAUCUCGACACCAUUUUGGCUUCAGAAAACGGUUCUUUAAUGGACGGUAGCUUCAGUGGUACAGCAAUGCAGCUUGCUUGGCCUCACCAAGCCAUAGAGACCGAACAGUCCUUUCAUCACCGGCAACUGCAACCACCACCACCACCGCAACAAUGGCCUUUUGACGGCUUGAAUCAGCCAGUAUGGGGAAGAGAAGAGGAUCAAGCUCAUGGCAAUGAUCACAGCAAUUUGAUGGCGGUCUCUGAAAAUGUAAUGGUGGGUUCUGCUAAUUUGCACCCAAAUCAGGUCAAAAUGGAGCUGUAAGUUGGGAAAACAAUAGUAGAUCAAGAAUGUGUAUAUAUAUCGUAUAAGCUCGUUUCUCUCUAUAUAUAAUCUCAUAAAUAUAUAAGAAUUAGAUAUCUGUUAAGGUGUCGUUCAUUUGAUUCAGAGAGACAAAACUGGUAUGAUUGUUUCUUAUUCUUUACCAGAAUAUAUACGUCUCUGCACUUGCUCAAGAAGAGUAGAGUAUGAUCAUUUUAUCUUAUUUAUAUAUCUUACGUGUAAUAUAUAGAGAUAAAGCAUCUAUUUAAGGAA
Molecule: messenger RNA, 1850 nt
Organism: Camelina sativa (false flax)
Lineage: Eukaryota; Viridiplantae; Streptophyta; Magnoliopsida; Brassicales; Brassicaceae
Source: RefSeq, a predicted model, not a curated record